Molecule: messenger RNA, 1661 nt
Organism: Apis laboriosa (Himalayan honeybee)
Lineage: Eukaryota; Metazoa; Arthropoda; Insecta; Hymenoptera; Apidae
Exons: 5
Coding region: 197-1468 (423 amino acids)
Source: RefSeq, a predicted model, not a curated record
AAAGGAACGAGAUCGAGAAGAAAUCUUCUCUAAUGAAUAAUAUAUUCAUUGCUUUAAUAAAUAAAAAAAAAAAGAAUUCACGAGAGAAAAAAAUAAAUGAUUGAACGUACCUGGAACGCUCCAUGUGAAGAAGUAGGAAGAAACAGGUGUGUACAGUAAUGUAUUAAAACGCCUUUAAGAAAAGAAAAAAAAAAGUAUGGAGAACGCGGCGAUUGCACUUGACUCGACUGUUAGAAGUCAGGAUUCGAAUAAUUCAAAGAAUUCGAAGGAUUCAAAGGACUCGAAGGACUCGAAGGACUCGAACACAUCCGAUUCGAAACCAGAAAGUUGCCUCGAGUCUAAACAUUCGAAGGAAAUCCUUAUUUCUGAGAAGCAACAACGGCAACAGCCUCGAACAGUAACAAGCACGGACGAUCGACAGAAACUGAAGAACAAGGAGUCCAAGGAUGAAUCAACUAUUUUGAUGUUCACUUCUUGUGGGCAAUUGCUUUUAGGUGUAGUACUUGUAGUAUUUGGUAUCCUGGUAUUGGUCCAUGGCGCUGCAUUAGGAGGUUCCGGUGCAGGAUUAUGGGCAGGUGCGGGUGCUCUUGCCGCAGGAGCGUUUGGUGUCGUAGCAACACUUGCAACGUCAACAAGCAAAACGAAUUCCAGCUUUUCCACGGCUCACCUUGCAGCGAGCCUCAUUGCCCUUGCCCUUUCGAAUAUGGCUGCAAUCACGGCCUUGACUGCUAUUGUCAGGGACUCCCAGAGAACACCGGAAGUGACCUUGCUCACUGUUCCGAAUGAAGAUGGAAACGCAGCAGAAGUAGAGGGUACCUGGGCAGGUAUAUUGGCUAGCAUUGGAUUACUGGUAGCUAGUGUGGCCGAAUUAUUAGUUUCUGGUUACAUUUGCUUAACCUUAACCCCUAAACUAUGCGGAUGCCUUCGAGCAAACAAUGUCGACGAAAUUGCAAGCGACGGUCGAUUGAAGACUCGCAACAUGGUCCAUCAGUGGGUCACAGCGCAGAAUCAUGUACCGAAGAAUCAACCGAUUUACGUAGUGCAGCCGAUGUUACCGAUACAUCCGAUGAUCCAGUCACCAUAUGCAAUCUCUGGGGCACCUGCAAAAUUUCCUGGAGGAUUUAUGCCUACCGGGCCUUUGCCAAUAGCUAGUCCAGCUUAUGGUGCCGUUCCUAUGUUACCGCAUAUGCCAUACGCUGCUCGUGCUCCAUCACAAAUUAUUCGAUCAAAACAAAAACGCCACAUAACUGAAGAUACUAUGGAAAGAAAGAGGCAAACUGAAAGAAAAUCGGAAUCCCCGAAAAGAAUGUCUUCUAUAGGAGAAGAUCAAGUAGAUCUAGCUCAAACAUAUACAGGAUUGGAUAAAAAAAUCUCAGAAGAGUUCAUUUCAAUUGCCAUGGACCCAGAAAGGAAAUCUAAAGCCUCCAGUAGUCAUGGCAGUGAAAUCGGUACCGCGAAAACUUCUUAAAAAUGUGAUGUUUUCAAAUUAUUUCGAGUUAUUUUUAUAACCAAUGCAAAAAAAAUCCUUAUACAUUUACACAUGUAAAUGUAUAUAAUUUAGCAUUACAAGAAAAGUUUUGUAUUAUUUGAAUAUAUACAUAUAUAUAUGAAACAAUUUAAGCACUUCACUCGAGGCUUUAUUUCUAUAAUUUCGUUGUAUC